CUCGCUGUGAAAAUAACCUUCCCCCUUGGCCAGAGAGGAGGUGAUUUUCUGCUGCAAUUGUUUUCUUCAGAAUAAAAUGUCAGCGAUGGAAGUGGACCCAUUGGAAGAUGAAGUCGAAGUGCCGUCUUCCAGCACCUCAAAGGGAGACAAGAAGAGAUUUGAAGUGAAAAAGUGGAAUGCUGUGGCACUGUGGGCCUGGGAUAUUGUAGUGGACAAUUGUGCCAUCUGCCGAAACCAUAUUAUGGACUUGUGCAUUGAGUGUCAAGCAAACCAAGCUUCUGUUACUUCAGAGGAAUGCACUGUUGCUUGGGGAGUUUGCAAUCAUGCUUUCCAUUUCCAUUGCAUUUCCCGAUGGUUAAAAACACGUCAAGUGUGCCCACUAGAUAACAGGGAAUGGGAGUUCCAGAAGUAUGGCCACUGAAAAUUUGUUCAAUAUAGAAUUUCAACAUUACUUUUACUUUUUUCACUUUUUUUCAAUGGCAGUUUAAAACCUCAAGUUCUUCUACACCAUUUUUCAGCUGAUCCUGUUUUCACUUGCAAUAUUUUUUUUUUUUUUCUGUAAUCAUAAUUUUUCUUCAACAUGUCACAUGUGAUAAAACUUACAAAUAAACAUUAGUGUUUUUA
Molecule: messenger RNA, 624 nt
Organism: Penaeus indicus
Lineage: Eukaryota; Metazoa; Arthropoda; Malacostraca; Decapoda; Penaeidae
Product: RING-box protein 1A
Exons: 5
Coding region: 77-421 (114 amino acids)
Biological process (GO): protein ubiquitination; ubiquitin-dependent protein catabolic process
Cellular component (GO): cullin-RING ubiquitin ligase complex; nucleus
Molecular function (GO): ubiquitin protein ligase activity; zinc ion binding; cullin family protein binding
Source: RefSeq, a predicted model, not a curated record